AUGGACUUGUAUCGCUAUCAACCUUUACCGUCGGACCUCAGCCGCCCCAUUCGCCUUUUGCAGAUCCUUCCGAGCAAAGAAGAACAAGCGCCGAUGCAUUGUCGGCUCAUAUUAUUUGACCUGCAAGACCCCGAAGGCUUACGGAUAGGAAACCAUCUUUACGAAGCUUUAUCAUUGAAUUGGGGAUAUUCUGAAGAGACAAAAACAGUUUCUAUAGAGUCUGACUCCCUGUUCAUCGAAGAAGGCCUCCAUGCGGCACUAUCUCGUCUUCGACAUCGGGACAUUGAACGCCUCAUGUGGAUCGAUGCUAUUUGCAUCAACCAUGAGGAUGAAGAGGAAGUAGCACUCCAGGUUCAAUACAUGGCAGAGAUCUAUGCCAGAGCCAGCCGCGUUGUUGCCUGGCUCGAUGAGAUGACUGGUGAUCAUCAGACCGAUUCUAAGAUGCGCAAAGAAAACCACCAAGCGCUUCACGCAAUUGCCUCUGCCGCAAGUGGCAUGUCGUUGCAAUCUGGUCGUAGCAAUGAUGAUUACGAAAUGGCCAUGAACCUUUGUCUCGGUGCAUGGUUUCGUCGCGUUUGGGUACUGCAAGAAGUUACUGUUGCACGAAAUGUUACGUUCAUGUGUCAGUCGAUUGAGAUAAAUAGCCAUGCGUUAUGCCUGGGAGUAAGGGCGAUACUCGAUGAUAGGCCGCCCUACUCGCUUCCUGGCAUCAUUCAUCGCAUAGAAGCCGGGACCCUUCGACUGGAACCUGCUGUCAAUUCGUCUGGCGAAUUUACGUCCCAGUGUCACCCUCUUUCCGACCUUUUGGAAGUUUCUCGCCCUCACGAGGCAUUAGACUGCCGCGACAAGGUUUAUGCUUUACUUGGCAUAAGCAGCGACGCACCGCCUGGCCUAGUCCCUGACUAUAAUAUCUCGUGGGCAGAUCUUUUCAGUCAGAUUGUGAGGUCUAUGCUCUUCAAAGAUGUUGAGGUCACCACGCGCGAGGAUUUUCCACUGGCACUGAUUAGAGGCAAAGUCUCCUGGGUAGGAGAAGUCACCAGGCUUCAGUUGAGUGAUGUUUGGCAUAAUCAGUUGGAGAUAACGGUCCAACCCUUUCCCCAAACUUCUAACAAAGAUCGCGAAUGGACAUUUCAUUUACCGGUGACUGCAAGGCCAGUGAUGCCGGGGGAUAUCGUCUGCGAGUUGCGAAAUGCGCCACAUCCAUUAAUCCUCAGACUUCACAAAGACUUUUGCGAGAUAAUCUGGAUUGCAAUCACCGCAAUUCAUUGCAACGCUCUUUGGAGCCGCUUUGCAACUUCUAUUCCUCCCAGGAAAUAUUACGAUCCAAUUUUCUUGACUUGGAAUUGGGAUAUGAAAGCCGCCGUUGGAAAGGCGGCGAGCAGAAGAUUCUUCCUCCGUCAAUACUUAAAAGAGCAAGGAUUUUCAAAGCGUCAACCCAUGUACGCGCGAGACCUAUACUUGCUGGGAACUAUAUAUGCUAGGCUUGGACGAAUCGACAAUGCAAUUGAGCCAUUUCAGAUGCAAAUAGUAAAAUCCGCACAGGUGUCUAAAUCGGUUGGCUUCUGCUCGCUCGAUUCGAUGUUCUGGUUGUCUUCUUUGUACAACCUGAGAGGCGGCGACGGCGAUGAUCAGCUAUCUGCAUAUUGGAGCAUAGUGUUGUCGUCAUUCGAUCGAGGGAAAGACUUUGAAGAACUGAACGAGAUACGCAGAGUCGAGCUUGCAUCGAUGCCUGAUGAAGGCCCAGUGUGGUUCCUCCUCGAGUCACAAGGAGAGCACACCAACGUCACUGAAGGUGUCGUGGCAGCAGCGGCCGCAAAUGAGAAAGCUGGGGAAGGAAUCAUGAGAGUUCUCCUGGACUUCAAAGGAGAUACACUCCCGAUUACCGACCUGGUCAUCAAGACGGCUACACGAAAUAAUCAAAGUGGUUCAAAGAUCAUGACACUUCUCCUCAACCACGAACUGCAACAACUCAUUAUCACGAAUGAUGUCCUGCGCGAGUCCUGUAUAGACGUACGACUGCUUCUUCUGGGCUGGGAAGGUCGCCCCUUUACUAUUGCUUACGAUAUUGCGACCGUCAUUGUCAGCUUGUAUGAGAUUCAUUUCGAUAACAAGUCUUUCGACGCCCGACAGCUUCUGACGCUCUUCGUCAAGAGACACGCGGGGCCAAUUGUUGUUGAUAUUGGGUUCAUUCACAUCAUCGCUGACCUGGAGUCACAAGGCGCGGAGUAUCCUUGGGAUCAUCGUCAUUCUAGCUUGUGCUAUGAUAUUCUUGACACGCUUCUGGGUUGGGAGGGAGAUGAGAUUACCAUCACCGAAGAUGCUUCACGGACAGCCAAGGAUUGUUUUCCAAGCUUCUGGGACGUCGAUAUGGCAGAUGCUACGUGA
This is a messenger RNA of Pestalotiopsis fici W106-1, 2385 nucleotides long. RefSeq lists its product as uncharacterized. The transcript is spliced from 2 exons. The record is from RefSeq and is a predicted model, not a curated record. Lineage: Eukaryota; Fungi; Ascomycota; Sordariomycetes; Amphisphaeriales; Sporocadaceae. Bases 1 to 2385 code for a protein of 794 amino acids.